Candidozyma auris is the source of this 2136-nucleotide messenger RNA. RefSeq names its product guanine nucleotide exchange factor VPS9. Lineage: Eukaryota; Fungi; Ascomycota; Pichiomycetes; Serinales; Metschnikowiaceae. Gene Ontology annotation, biological process: vesicle-mediated transport. The coding region runs from base 1 to 2136 and encodes 711 amino acids. The record is from RefSeq and is a predicted model, not a curated record. Gene Ontology annotation, cellular component: endocytic vesicle; cytosol. Gene Ontology annotation, molecular function: small GTPase binding; ubiquitin binding; guanyl-nucleotide exchange factor activity. The transcript has a single exon.
AUGUCGUUCAAUAACCCCUUGGGAUUUAAUGUAUCCAAAGCAAUUCCCACAACCUCCACCACAAAUACUAAUACGACGUCUACGGCCACUUCUCAAAACAACUCACCCUCACCCUCAAGACAUGGCCACAAUGACCAACUAAAUCUCGGCAAAGCCAAUUGGAAGGAUCUAUCUGAGUCCAUGAAACUUAAUGCUUCUUCUGGCUCCUCACCAAAGGUGCUCCAGCCUGCUCUGACCACAGAGUUGAGUGAGGUGACACCCACAACGGUGAAAGUAACCGAGCACUCCAAUGGACCUCGGGAAAAAACAGAUCUCAUUGGUCUUUUUGAUAAGUUUGACGUCAACAUCAAGAGUGACAUGGACGAUGAUGAGGUAGAGGUUGAUUCGCUAGAGGAAAAAAUGAAGCAGUUCAAGCCAAAACCAAGACAGAAUUCCAACUUAUCCACCCUGACUGAUAAUGUCGACGAGAAAGACCAUCUCAGCACAUGUACCGAACCAGCAAUUGAAGAACAACUGAAAGUCGCAAAAACCAUAGAGGGAGCGUCCGCAGGUAACGAUCAGAAUGACGCAUCGACUGUCACUGAACAGCCGCAGCAACCAAUGACCGAAAAGAAAGUAAUCGACGACUCAUCCGAAAAUGGUCAGGAUGAAUCGUCAAAUAGUAAUUGGAAAUCAACGAAUGAUACAGGAGAUGUGCAACAAGACAACGAGACCGAGUUAGCCCAGCCGAAUAGACCAGGGGACGAUGAAGUGGACGUUCUAAAGGAUACUCAAUCUGAAACUGUCCAAGAUUAUCAAAUUAAAGAGAGUGAGCUACCCUCUGAAUCAAGUGCUGCUCCAAUGCCACUGCGUCCUCGACAGAGAAGAAAUAAUUCUAUUCAAAGAACUUAUGAUUCCAUCAACCCACAAGAGCAAUAUCAGAAAUCACAUAGACCUUUUGAUUUCCAAGUUUUCCUUUCGCAUAUUCGUAACAAAUCAGCAGACCCGCUUGUUCGCUACAUAAGAUCCUUUUUGGUGUCCUUCACUAGACAAGCCCCUGCCAUGUCUUCUGCCCAAAGAAUCAAGGCUGUCAGACAAUUUAAGGAAUUCAUUAAUGGUAAAUUUCAAGAAUUCGAACCUUUUGCAUCCAUGGAUAGCAAGGAUCUUGAGAACUCAAAUGAGGGAAUUGAAAAACUUAUCAUGAAUCGGUUGUACGAAUAUACUUUUUCGCCAGAAGUAUUCAACAAAAACGAGUCUCGUACACCGGAAUCCUUCUUGCAAGAUCUACGAGACGAUGUCAAAUUCACAACUCAGCUAGACAAGUUCAGCUGGGUGUCUGGUCCACACCUAGACGUGGAUCUCAAUGAGAUAUCACAAAGAAAACGGGAAUCCUCCAAGGAAAGCUUGAACUACCUUGAUCAAGCAAUUAAUGAGCUAAACAAAAUCAACAAUUACAGGGCUCCUCGUGAUAAAAUCAUUUGCAUACUAAAUUCUUGCAAGAUCAUUUUCAGCUUACUUCGUGUUAGCAAGCAAGAAACUAACGCCGAUGCGUUUAUACCACUACUUAUAUUGGUGAUCAUUAGGGCGAAGACGCCCAAUCUUAUUAGUAAUAUUCAUUACAUUGAAAGGUUUAGAGGGGAACAGUGGCUUCUGCAUGGAGAAACCAGCUACUACCUUUCAUCAAUACAGGGGGCCAUCACCUUCAUCCAGAAUAUUACCCGAGACGAUCUUACAGUAUCUGAUGAAGAGUAUGAAGCCAACAUAGAAGCAUGGGAAGCUGACAUUAGACAGCGACCACCAUAUCUCAUCAUUCCGGAACCUCGUGCUUCAGAUAGCCCCCCUGAAAGUGGUCCGAUUGUACGUACAAAUCUUUCCCCAUCAAGUGUAUUAAUGGCAAGUGCCGAGACUUUCAAAAAAUCAAUUUCGAACUAUUUAUCACCACCUCCUCAAGAAUCAUCUCAGGAGCGAGCUACACAACGCGCUGAGGAGCGAGAAGGGCAUAGACCAUCUGAGGAGGAUGUUGACGCUGCUUUUGGUCAACUCUCUGAGAUGUUUCCAACUCUUGAUAAAGCCAUACUCAGAGAUCUUGUUGUUAUGAACGAAGCCAACGUUGAAAAAACGUUGGAUGUCUGUUUGCAACUCGUGAACGAGAGCUAA